Messenger RNA from Grosmannia clavigera kw1407, 3033 nucleotides. RefSeq names its product hydantoinase. Gene Ontology annotation, cellular component: cytosol. The record is from RefSeq and is a predicted model, not a curated record. NCBI's taxonomy places the organism in Eukaryota, Fungi, Ascomycota, Sordariomycetes, Ophiostomatales, Ophiostomataceae. Gene Ontology annotation, molecular function: 5-oxoprolinase (ATP-hydrolyzing) activity. Gene Ontology annotation, biological process: glutathione metabolic process. The coding region runs from base 1 to 3033 and encodes 1010 amino acids. The transcript has a single exon.
AUGGCUCUUCCAAAACGGUUCCGCAUUGGUGUCGAUGUGGGAGGCACCAACACGGAUGGAGUGAUCCUGGACCCAACACGGGCAGACGAGGAGGGCAAAGGGAUUCUGGCGUGGCACAAGGCGCCGACGACGACGAAUCCGAGCGAGGGAAUCAGCGCAGCGAUCACGGCCAUGUUUGAGAGGUCCUCAGUGGCGCCGGAAGAGGUGGCGAGCGUGACGAUCGGGACGACGCAUUUUGUGAACGCGGUGGUGGAGCGAGACGCGAGCCGGCUGUCAGCGGUAGCAGUGCUGCGACUCUGUGGGCCGUACUCAAAACACUCACCGCCGUGCAUCGACUGGCCGGACGACAUGCGGGCAUUGAUCCUGAAGCAUUACGCCCUGCUGCCAGGUGGCCUAGAGGUGGAUGGAUCGCUGAUCGGUGACAUUGACGAGGCUGCGAUCCGGGCAGAAUGUGCGGUGAUUCGGGCCAAGAGCAUCCGCAGCGUGGUGGUUUGCGGCAUCUUCAGCCCGAUCGACACGAUGGAGCGACAGGAAGAGCGAGCAGCAGCGAUUAUCGAGGCCGAGCUGCCGGGCUGCGAUGUGGUGCUGUCGAAGGAGGUGGCCAACCUGGGCUUUGUGGAGCGCGAAAACGCGGCGAUUCUCAAUGCGGCAAUCCUGGCGUUUGCGCGGCGCACGAUCCGGUCAUUCCACGAGCCAGUGCAGCGGCUGGGCCUUCGCUGUCCUGUCUUCAUCACGCAAAACGACGGGACGAUCCUGUCGGGAGCCAUGGCGGCACGGCUGCCCAUCCGCACAUUCUCGAGCGGACCGACGAACAGCAUGCGCGGGGCAGCCUUUCUCGUCGGCAGCAGCGGUCUGGACGAGGCCCUGAUGGUGGUCGACAUCGGUGGCACCACCACGGAUGUCGGUCUUCUGAUGCCGACCGGCUUUCCGCGCCAGCAAGCAGCCUAUAGCGAGCUUGCCGGUGUGCGGAUGAACUUUUCGUGCCCGGACAUCAAGAGCAUCGGGCUUGGGGGCGGGUCGAUUGUGCGGAGGGUGGAGGGUAGUGGUGGUGGUGGUAUAACCGUUGGUCCCGACAGCGUUGGAUACAAGCUGACCGAGGAGGCCAUUGUGUUUGGCGGCAGCGUGCUGACGACGACGGACUGCACGGUGAUGGCUGACCCGAGUCACGUGACCAUCGGGGAGCCGGAGCGGGUCUUGGGUCAGCUGACCGCAGCCGAGCUGGCAGCCUGCCAGGCGAUCGUCCGGCAGAAGAUAGAAAAGGUCAUUGACACGAUGAAGACGUCGCCCGAGGAUGUGCCGGUGCUGCUGGUGGGUGGUGGAGCGGUGAUCGCGCCAGACGAGCUGCAGGGCGCGAGCCGCGUGCUGAAGCCGAAGUGGUCGUCGGUGGCCAACGCAAUCGGCGCGGCCAUUGCUCGGGUCAGCGCAGUCGUCGACACGGUCAAGUCGACCGAAGGCGUGACUACAGCGGCUCUGCUUGAAGAAAUUGCAGCCCAGGCAGUGUCACGGGCAAUUGAGGCGGGCGCGGCCGCCGACACAGUCAAGAUUGUCGAGAUGGAGACGUUGCCGCUGCAGUACAUUGCAAACAAGUCGCGGUUUAUCGUGCGAGCAGCAGGUGACUUUGACUACUCGCGGGCAGAGGUGGAGGUGAUGGAAGCGGACGGCGAGGAUGAAUCGAACGGGCUGAACGAGAUGGACCAGUACGAGAAGACGGCAGACAAGACAGCCAAGUCCGACAAGGCUGCAGCGGCUCCCGACUUCAACAUUGACACAUACAGGCCGACAGUGCAUCGGCGACAGUGGCUGGUCAACGAGAUAGACCUUGGCUGGAUCAGCACGGGCUGCUACAUUCUCGGAACGGGCGGCGGUGGCUCGCCGUAUCCGCAUAUGAUCCGGCUGCGCGAGAUGCUGCGACAAGGGGCUGUGGUGCGGGUGGUCAGCCCAGACGACUUGGCGGACGAUGCGCAGGUCGGCACGGGUGGCGGCAUGGGCUCGCCCACGGUCGGGGUUGAGAAGCUGCCAGGCGAUGAGAUGCAGGAGGCGCAGUACGAGCUGUUCAAGAUCUGCGACCGGCCGGCCACCCACAUGAUUGCGCUCGAGAUCGGCGGUGGCAACGGGUUGCAGGGCAUGAUACUCGGUGCGAGCAGCAUGAUGGACAUGCCGGUUGUCGACGGCGACUGGAUGGGUCGAGCCUAUCCGACCAAGUGGCAGACGACACCGGUCGUCUUCAACGAGCGGUCGCCCGUCUGGUGUCCCAUCGCCAUGAGUGACGGCAAGGGCAACGUGCUGCUGAUGCCCCGGGCCACGUCCGAUCUGCAGGUCGAGCAGGCAUUCCGUGCUGCCCUCAGCCAGAUGGGCUCGCACACCGGCUGUGCCGAGGCCCCGCUGUCGGGCGCCGAGACCAAGCGAUGGGUCGUCGAACACACCGUGUCGCAGGCCUGGCGCAUCGGCCGUGCCGUUGCGAGAGCACGCCGCAUGAACCGCAUCGACUCCGUGGCCGAGACCAUCAUCGACGCAUGCGGUGGCCCGGCGGCGGCUCGCGUCAUCUGGAAGGGCAAGAUCGUCGGCGUCGAACGUACCCUGCGGAUGGGACAUGUGUACGGCGAGUGCAUCAUCGAAGGCGCGGACGUGGCUGCGGACGGCUAUGAGGCUGCUUCACUCGACCAUGGCGCCGAUCAGCCGGCCCCCUUUGUUGGCCGCGUCAAGAUCCCGUUCAAGAACGAGAACAUUGGCGUGAUCCGGAUCUCCAAAGGUGCCGACGUCGCCACCAAAGAAUGCCAGCAGGAUGUGCUGGCGCUCGUGCCCGAUCUCAUCUCCGUCAUCGACGCCCAGAACGGCGAGGCUAUCGGCACUCCCGAGUAUCGCUACGGCCUGCUCGUCAUCGUGCUCGGCAUCGCCGCCAGCGACCGCUGGACUGGCUCUGAACGCGGCAUCCAGAUCGGCGGACCCGAUGCCUUUGGCUUCAACUACCUCAAAUACGAUCCGCUCGGCACGUACAUCAAGCCAAAAAGUGUCAUUGACGAGUAUGACUGCUAA